Molecule: messenger RNA, 465 nt
Organism: Rotaria sp. Silwood1
Lineage: Eukaryota; Metazoa; Rotifera; Eurotatoria; Philodinida; Philodinidae
Source: the annotation of a GenBank genome assembly
AUGUCUGAUGAAUGCAAAAUAAUCGCAACGGAAACUAUAUAUCAAAAAUAUGGUCAAAUUGACGAGGUUGAAUAUGAAUAUGAUGAAAAUGAUCAUGGAGAAAGUAAAAAAUAUCAUAUUAAGUGGUCUCGACAAGAAUAUGAACGGACGGCAUCGAGAUUCUAUAAACCAUCAAUGUCCUAUGAUAAGUUCAUAAGAAUAUUACGUACAUUUAUGAUGGGAAAAUAUGCAAUUGAAGAUAUUCCGGAAACCUUUCGUCUUCUUGAUACUGAUCAUUCUAACAAAAUCGACAUCACUAAAUUACAUGAAUUUAUAUGUAUCAUCUUGCCAAAAGCAAAUCCAUAUUUACUUCUUCAUCAAAUACAAAAGGCUGAUAGAGAUGGUGAUUAUAAGCUGAAUUUUGAUGAAUUCAAAUCCUUUAUCGAACAAGGCUUCGGUCGAGAUGUAUCGCUUGGACGUUUAUAA